Poecile atricapillus (Black-capped chickadee) is the source of this 2232-nucleotide messenger RNA. RefSeq names its product lysine-specific demethylase 6B-like. The record is from RefSeq and is a predicted model, not a curated record. NCBI's taxonomy places the organism in Eukaryota, Metazoa, Chordata, Aves, Passeriformes, Paridae. The annotation marks the transcript as partial. Gene Ontology annotation, molecular function: RNA polymerase II cis-regulatory region sequence-specific DNA binding; chromatin DNA binding; histone H3K27me2/H3K27me3 demethylase activity. Gene Ontology annotation, biological process: regulation of gene expression; heart development. Gene Ontology annotation, cellular component: MLL3/4 complex. The transcript is spliced from 14 exons.
CCGCUCACCAGCAGCCGCCUGCGUGCCUUGUGCCCCCCCCCGGGCACCCCCCCGGCCCCCCCAACACCAGCAGCAGAACCCCCCGAGGCGGCGAGCCCCCCGAGUUCGCCAAGAUCCUCCCGGACGGCCCUGGCCACCAUCAUGAGGAUGUUGGACGAGUCCAUCCGCCAGGAGGAGGAUGAGGGGGGGCGACUCGGAGGCUCUGGAGGAGAUCAGCCGGGCUUGCGAGACCUUGGCCGAGCAAGCCGGGAGAGCCAGCCCCCCUUCCCCGGACCCCCCCCCAAAAUCGGGGCUCACCGUCACCAUCGGGGGUCCCUCCAACCGCCGGCAGCACCCGCCGGGCCCCCCUCGCGUCACCGCGAGCUGCGGCGGGGCCGGCGGCAACACCCGCGGAAAGAACAACACCAACAACAACCGCAACAACAACCGCAGCAACAACAACAGCCGCAGCGGCGGGAGCGUCCCGUGCUGGCCACGCUGGACCUGCAGAGCUCCGGGGUGCAGGAGAAAGGGGGACCCCCACCCACCACCAUCACCACCACCAGCACCCCGAGCUCGGAAACCAAAGCCGGGGUUGUCACCCCUCCCCAGAAUCCGACUGUAGCGGCGCCGGUGUCGUCGUCGUCGUCGUCGUCGGUGAGCUCGGCCGAUCUGCUGAAGCUGCGCUCGCUGGGCGAGGGUCCCCCCAAGGAGCUGAAGAUCCGGCUGAUCAAAGUGGAGAGCGGCGGGGCCGGGGGUCCCGGGGCUCUGCCCGGUCUCGGGGGGUCCCCCGGGGCGGGGGGCGAGGCUUUGGUGGCCCCGGAGGUCGGGGAGCCCCGGGGGUUGCCGCUGGCUCAGCUGACGAUCCGGCACAGCGCCGCCGAGGUGGUGCGGGCCAGCAAGCAGGCGCGGCUGAAGGGGCCGUUCCGCGAGUCCUACCUGUGCCCGGCGCAGUCGGUGAAGCCGCGAAUCGACGCCCGCGAGCAGCUCCCGAGGGACAAACUCAACCCCCCCACGCCCAGCAUCUACCUGGAGAGCAAACGCGACGCCUUCUCGCCGGUGCUGCUGCAGUUCUGCACCGACCCCAAGAACCCCAUCACCGUCAUCCGGGGCCUGGCGGGGUCCCUGCGCCUCAACCUGGGGCUGUUCAGCACCAAGACCCUGGUGGAGGCCAGCGGGGAACACGCCGUGGAGGUUCGCACGCAGGUGCAGCAACCCUCGGACCAGAACUGGGACCUGUCGGGGACGCGCCAGGUGUGGCCCUGCGAGAGCAGCCGCUCGCACACCACCAUCGCCAAGUACGCCCAGUACCAGGCAUCGUCCUUCCAGGAGUCCCUGCAGGAGGACAAGGACAGCGAGGAUGAGGAGGCCGAAGAGCCGGACAGCACCACCGAGACCCCGCCCAGCCCCCCCGACCAGAAAUCCCAUCAGAUCAUCAAAUUCGGGACCAACAUCGACCUGUCGGACGCCAAGAGGUGGAAGCCGCAGCUGCAGGAGCUGCUGAAGCUGCCGGCGUUCAUGAGGGUCUCGUCCACGGGGAACAUGCUGAGCCACGUGGGGCACACCAUCCUGGGCAUGAACACCGUGCAGCUCUACAUGAAGGUGCCAGGCAGCCGCACACCUGGUCACCAGGAGAACAACAACUUCUGCUCGGUGAACAUCAACAUCGGCCCCGGCGACUGCGAGUGGUUCGCGGUGCACGAGCACUACUGGGAGACCAUCUCCGCCUUCUGCGACAGGCACGGCGUGGACUACCUGACGGGCUCGUGGUGGCCCAUCCUGGAGGACCUGUACCGCUCCAACAUCCCGGUGUACCGGUUCGUGCAGCGCCCCGGCGACCUGGUGUGGAUCAACGCCGGCACCGUGCACUGGGUACAGGCGACGGGCUGGUGCAACAACAUCGCCUGGAACGUGGGGCCGCUCACAGCCUAUCAGUACCAGCUGGCUCUGGAGCGUUAUGAGUGGAACGAGGUGAAGAACGUCAAGUCCAUCGUGCCCAUGAUCCACGUCUCCUGGAACGUGGCCAGGACCGUCAAGAUCAGCGACCCCGACCUGUACAAGAUGAUCAAGUACUGCCUGUUGCAGUCCAUCAAGCACUGCCAGGUACAACGCGAGAGUUUGCUGCGCGCGGGGAAGAAAAUCGCCUACCAGGGCCGGGUGAAGGACGAGCCGGCGUAUUACUGUAACGAGUGUGACGUGGAGGUGUUCAACAUCCUGUUUGUGACGAGUGACACAGGCGGCCGCAACACCUGA